AUGCUUGGGCGACGAUCUUUAAAUCUGGAACUUACCACUUUUGAUCCUGAGAUCGAAAGAACAGCUCGAGAGAAUCUAAGCUUGCUGAAAAAUUCAGAGUCUGAGUCGGAAAAGUCUAUUGAGAUAGGAGGACCGCUUAGGAAUGGGGAUCCACCCAGAACCCUCAGAGAAUUAUUUGCACCCAUCACUACCGACACUCCAUCCUGCAUAGUGUUGCCUGCUACUAAUGCUACUCAUUUUGAUUUGAAGCCGAGUGUAAUUCAAAUCCUUCCUACUUUCCAUGGUUUAGAGAAUGAAGAUCCUUACGCUCAUGUAAAGGAAUUUUUGGAGAGGUGCAACACUUUCAAAUUUCAAAAUUUGUCAGAUGAGUCGGUGCGUCUAAGGCUAUUUCCUUUUUCCCUAAGCGGUAGGGCAAAAGCAUGGUUACAUUCCAACAUGCCUGGAUCCAUCACCUCCUGGGAAAUUUUACUGACCAAGUUCUACAACAAAUUCUUCCCAAUCUCGAGGAUUAAUGAAUUUCGUCGAGAAAUCAGCAGUUUCAGUCAAAAGGAGGACGAGAAAUUCUGUGACAGCUGGGAGAGAUUUAAAGAGCUAACUAUAAAAUGUCCGCCCCAUGGUUUUGAGACUUGGAGGCUCAUUCAAUUUUUCUACAAUGGGUUAACUCAAUCGGAGCGUUACAUGAUUGAGUCCAUUAAUGGUGGCGGGUUCUUGAAUCUUACAGGAGAAGAAGCCUACAAGACUCUGGAUGAACUGUCCGAUAAUUCACAACAGUGGGAUUUUUCAAGUCGUCGGGGUAAAUGUUCCACUACCACCAAGAAGGAAGGACUCUAUGGGGUGAAGGAUAAUGAAGAUAUCAGGGGGCAACUCAAGGAUAUCAUGCGUACGAUUGAAGCCAUUGCUCUGAACAAGCCAGUGAUUGCAGCAAAUACUUAUCAAGCUGACGUAUGUUCUUUAUGUGCUAGCCCGAUGCACUUUACUCAGAACUGCCCAUCUCUAUCGACAGGUGCAGAAUAUCCACCAGAGCAGGUCAAUGCCUUCAAUGAUUACAGGAAACCAACAAGUGGACCUUUUGCUGAGACUUACAACCCAGGGUGGCGCAACCAUCCCAAUUUCUCUUGGAAGCAAAAUCAACCCCAAAAUCAAGGAAGAACCUCGAAUCAAGCUCAUGCUCAACAUUCUUCUGGAUUCCCUCCACAGGCUCAGAAUCAGUUCCAGUCAACCACUCAAGUGUUGCAGCCUCAACCAGCACCACAGUCAUCAUUGGAAGAAACACUCCAAGCAUUCAUUCAGACAAGCAACCAAAAUAUACAAGAGCUUCAGAAGGUCACCAUGAACAACAAUCAGACUAUACAAGAGCUUAAAAACGAGGUCAUGUCUUCAAAUCAAGCUAUUGCAAAGAUGGAAGGGCAAAUUGGCCAACUAGCCAAUCAAAUGGGGGAAAGAGAAAGAGGAAAAUUCCCAAGUCAACCAGUGCCCAACCCAAAAGGGCAAUUUGUUAUUGGGAGUAUGUAA
This is a messenger RNA of Alnus glutinosa, 1512 nucleotides long. RefSeq lists its product as uncharacterized. Lineage: Eukaryota; Viridiplantae; Streptophyta; Magnoliopsida; Fagales; Betulaceae. The transcript has a single exon. The coding region runs from base 1 to 1512 and encodes 503 amino acids. The record is from RefSeq and is a predicted model, not a curated record.